UAGUCUCUCCACCCUUAUCUUUGACUGUACUCUACUUUCCUCUCUCUAUAUAUCACACAUAGACAUACUUUUCUUUCAAUCUUCAAGAAACCUCCAAAAAUUUCUCAAAAUCUUUGAUAUUUCUUGUGUUUCUAAUUAUAACAAUCAACUUGGGUUUCAUUUCUCCAGUUUUCUUUCUCUGAACUUAAAGUUGUUGAAGCACUAAAACAAAAGUGAGGGACAGCAUGUUGUGUUGCAGUCUAUUUGUUGAUGUAUAUAGGAAAGUUAUCUCCUUGAACUUGUACUGUCAUGUAAUUCUGUAGAAUACCACCAAAAAAAAAAAUUUAUUCUUAAAAUCUUGAUUAGUUUUUCACAUUCGAAAAUCGUAUUUUUGUUAGUAAUCUUCCAUGGGAUCCACACAUUUCAUUGUCAUACCGUGCUACGUUCUUAGUAUUAGCUAAGAAUCUCGUCCUGUUCAGAGUUAGCGUCGUUCUUGGUAAAUUGGGGAUAUUAGCAUUCACUGUUGCCUUCUAGAUAGAGUUUAUUUGAGAGACUUGGUGGGAGUUGUUUGAAAUCACUGGUCUUUUUGAUUGUGGUGUUGUACUUGUUUUAAGUGUGGGAAGGGUUGGAACAAGUAGUUAUGGUGUGUCAAGCAGCUGGCCAGACAAGAUUUCGGGCAUUAAAACACGAAAAUGGAAUUGCGGGGUGUGCCACCAUAAUCGUUAGAGUUAUAGCGUGCUUUCAACCUCUUCAAGAUUGCCAGGCUGAAUAUUUCCGACAGUUGCUGAAACCUGUCACGUAGUUUUAUUAUCUUUCUUUGUUAUUGCAUCUUAGUUAAGCUGGAAUUUUUGGAUUUUCUGUUGUUUCUCAAGUCUUCAAGAAGUAAUCAGCAAUUUGUAUUACCUCAGUUGUUUAAAGCUGGUGAUUGUUGAGAUUGAAUGGAAAGAGACAUUUUAUCUUGGUUCCAUCACCAGUAUCCAGAUCUGCAAUCAGCCCAUUCGAACUUUUCUAGUCGCGGACUAAAUAUUGGGCAGCAUAAUUCUGUUCCUAUUUACAUGAGUCCAUACUCGAACGAGGUUCCAGUUAAAGGGGAUUAUUCUCCCUUCUUAUUUUCUGGGCCGCUAGAGUCAAAGGCAAUCCAACCAACUGAAGCUCACAAUUUGUUCCACUGUUUACCACAGUUUCAUCAGGGUUUUGCUCCAGUUUUGAGCACUAUAGUGAAAGAGAAGAUUGCUCCUCAAUCAGUUGACAAUGCAGGCCUGGGAUCCGCGCAGAAAAGAUUUCUUGUUUUUGAUCAAUCUGGUGAUCAAACAACUUGUACUCCUGUACAAUGCCUUCCCUCUUGGCUUCCGAACCCCUAUACACCUUGUAAUGUGAUUAAUAAAGGCCCACAGAUUAAAGGGAAUGGAAUUUGUUCAUCUGGGCAUUACCUUAGUGGUGAAUAUUCUGAAGAAAACCAUAGAGAUGAUGUGGAAAGUGAAUUGCACGAGGAUACUGAAGAACUGAAUGCUCUACUCUACUCCGAUGAUGAUGAUAGUUAUUCCGAGGAUGGUGAAGUAGUAAGCACAGGUCACUCGCCUAGUAAUAUGACAGUUCAUGAUUAUUCCGAAGAAGGUGAAGAAGUAGCUAGUUCGGAAUGGCCAAGCAAAAGGCGUAAACGAUUAGAUGGAAGCAUUGAUAUGCCAUCACUCGUGGAUACCGCUGCCUCUGCAAAACCCUUUACUUGUUCUGACUUAGAGGAUGAUGCAGAAUCCAGUUGUGGCAACAGUGAUCAAGUUUCGGAGUCUGUUUCUCUGUCUGGGAAAAAGAGGCCAAGAAAAGAUCAAAUUCUUGAGACGAUAAGCAUUUUGCAGAGAUUAAUCCCUGGAGGGAUAGGAAAAGACUCUAUGGAUGUUAUUGACGAAGCAAUCUGUUACUUGAGAUCACUGAAGAUGAAAGCUAAGUCCUUAGGACUUGAUACUGUUUGAGCUUCAAUAUGCUCCUGCUGAUAACAGUCUAGUACUAGUAGUGUUGGUGCUUGUGGAUUAAUAAGUUUUUGUGAAUAAAUAAACAGAAAGCUCAGAUGUGGUGUUGUAAAGAGGACUUCGCUGAAUGUCAUAAGCUAGAAAACCAUGUUGAAGACUUAAUUCCAUCAUUCUACUGAAGCAGUUGCCUGCGCUUUUGAGAUCUUUAGUCAUGUCUAUUCAUACCUUUACUUAUAAGGGGCCUGUUAUGGUCCUGAAGGGGGGAGGUUUAAUCUGAGUUCAUGUCUCGAUGCGAAAGAGAAGUUAUUCGUCUUUUCAGGAAAGCAUUUGCACACUUCUUAGCUGUAUCUGUUAACGAGCAGAUGACAUGCCUCAGUAGGUUCAUGUUGAAGUGGUAGUACUUGCUGGGAAUUUCGUGGCAGCAAUUGUAUCUUACUUUUAGCUGUGUAUUUAGGUAUUUGUUGCUUGCUUGGUUGAACAUGAAUCUGGAUCAACCAAUGUUGUAAAAGGAUGGAGGAUCUCGCGUGUAAAAGCUGUUAUUGAUGCAUAACUAGUUAAGAAUUGCUCCACCAUGUGAUCUUGGUGUGAAGUUUGUUAUCCAAAAUAUUGCUACUAGGUUUAUUGGAUGUAUGUAUUGUUUAUUUUAAAUGACCAGUGUAAACCGUCUUUGUUGUUGA
Messenger RNA from Lycium barbarum (goji berry), 2620 nucleotides. RefSeq names its product transcription factor bHLH143-like. The transcript has 4 exons. Bases 918 to 1946 code for a protein of 342 amino acids. The record is from RefSeq and is a predicted model, not a curated record. Lineage: Eukaryota; Viridiplantae; Streptophyta; Magnoliopsida; Solanales; Solanaceae.